AUGGGAAAACAUAAAGAAUGGCGCAAAUUUGUUAAGAGAGAACGGAGAAGAAAAAUUCGUACUCAAAAAGCUAAAGAAAGAGAGUACAUCCCAUUUGGAGAUUACGAAGAGUGGCACAAGACACAAGAAGCUAUAGAGCAAUUUGAGAUUGAGCAGAUAGAAAAAGCUAAUAAAAUAGAGAAUGAGAAAUGGUUUAAAGCUGAGCAAGAAUCAAUGGAGCAGUGGAGAGAACUUCAGACUAAGAAUGAGCUGUUGCUUCAAAAGAAACUUCAACAGCAAGCUAAGUUAAAAUUAGAAUGGGAAAAAGAAAAAGAAAAGAGAAGGCUAGAUGAAGAGAGGUUAAAAGAAAUUGAAGAGGAAAACAGAAAAAGACAAGAGCUCUUUAUAAAUAAUUUAGAAAAAUUUUUAAGUGGAGAUUUAGUAGAACCUCCGAAAGAGUUGUUAAUUUUAUAUGAAAGUAAACCAAAUAACCCACCAUGCCCAUUUUUUACAAAAACAGCUUGUUGCCGUUUUGGUGAUGAAUGUUCUCGUAAUCAUAUAUACCCUGGUAUUAGUAAGAUACUUUUAGCUACAAACAUGUUUGGACACUUUGGCUUAGAAAAUGCAAAUUUCAAUGAGUAUGACACAGACAUCAUGCUUGAAUAUGAUGAUAGUGAUACAUAUAAAGACUUCCGGGAUUUCUUUUUUGAUAUAUUACCAGAAUUUGAAAAGUUUGGCAAAGUGGUGCAGUUAAAGGCAGAGGAAAUAGGACUUAACUUUUUUCAUUGGGAAGUCCAUGGAAUGAUAAAUAUAAGAAGAGAGUAUGCAGAUUUGCGAAAUGCAGUUUCGGCUUACAGAGCUCUGCAUGCGCGUUGGUAUGGAGGGAAACAACUGUCUCUCCAGUUUUGUCAGCUUGCUUCAUGGAAAAAUGCUAUAUGUGGUCUACAAUCUAGCAAAAGAUGUCCAAAGGGCCGCACUUGUAAUUUUCUUCAUGUUUUUAAGAAUCCAAUAACAUUACAACUAGACGAUAUACAAAUAUCUGAAAGACAUAAACAAUAUUCGCGUUCCUGGAGAUGGUCAGAGUCACCUGACAGAGAGAUAUCGAGAAAACCUAUGAACCAAGAAAUAGAAAGCAAAGAUAGAAUCAAACAAAAGGAUCGAGUGAGGGAGAGGGACAAAAAUAUGGAUAGAGAGACGGAAAAUAAUAGAGCGAGAGAUAGGAAAUCCGAAAAGAAUAAAAUCAAUGACAGAAACCGUCAUGGAGAUUCUUCUCGUCGUCGUCGUAGAUACAAAGAU
Messenger RNA from Brenthis ino (lesser marbled fritillary), 1275 nucleotides. The record is from the annotation of a GenBank genome assembly. NCBI's taxonomy places the organism in Eukaryota, Metazoa, Arthropoda, Insecta, Lepidoptera, Nymphalidae.